AUGGGUGUUUUUACUUUUUCUUUCUUUUCUUUUUCUUUUCUUUUCUUUUCUUUCUUUCUUUCUUUCUUUCUUUCUUUCUUUCUUUCUUUGGUCUCUUUCUUUCUUUAUUUCUUUGGUCUCUUUCUUUCUUUUCUUUCUUUUGUCUCUUUCUUUCUUUUCUUUCUUUUGUCUCUUUCUUUCUUUUCUUUCUUUUGUCUCUUUCUUUCUUUUCUUUCUUUUGUCUCUUUCUUUCUUUUCUUUCUUUUGUCUCUUUCUUUCUUUUUGUCUUUUCUUUUUUUUUCUUUUGUCUCUUUCUUUUCUUUUGUCUUUUCUUUCUUUUUCUUUCUUUUGUCUCUUUCUUUCUUUUUCUUUCUUUCUUUUUUGUCUUUUCUUUCUUUUCUUUUUUUCUUUUCUUUCUUUUGUCUCUUUCUUUCUUUUCUUUCUUUUCUUUUUUUCUUUUUUCUUUCUUUUUUUUUCUUUCUUUUCUUUCUUUUCUCUCUUUCUUUUCUUUCUUUUGUCUCUUUCUUUUCUUUCUUUUGUCUCUUUCUUUUCUUUCUUUUGUCUCUUUCUUUCUUUUGUCUCUUUCUUUCUUUUGUCUCUUUCUUUCUUUUCUUUCUUUUGUCUCUUUUCUUUCUUUUGUCUCUUUCUUUCUUUUGUCUCUUUCUUUCUUUUGUCUCUUUCUUUCUUUUGUCUCUUUUCUUUCUUUUGUCUCUUUUCUUUCUUUUGUCUCUUUUCUUUCUUUAUUUCUUUUCUUUCUUUUCUUUCUUUUCUUUCUUUUCUUUUCUUUCUUUAUUUCUUUUCUUUCUUUAUUUCUUUUCUUUCUUUAUUUCUUUUCUUUCUUUAUUUUUUCUCUUUCUUUAUUUUGUCUCUUUCUUUAUUUUGUCUCUUUCUUUAUUUUGUCUCUUUCUUUAUUUUGUCUCUUUCUUUCUUUUGUCUCUUUCUUUAUUUUGUCUCUUUCUUUCUUUUCUUUUGUCUCUUUCUUUCUUUAUUUCUUUUCUUUCUUUAUUUUGUCUCUUUCUUUAUUUCUUUUGUCUCUUUCUUUCUUUUGACUCCUUCUUUCUUUGUUUCUUUCUUUUGACUUCUUUUAGUUCUUUCUUUCUUUCUUUUAGUUCUUUCUUUCUUUCUUGUAUCUCUUCCUGA
This is a messenger RNA of Acanthosepion pharaonis, 1119 nucleotides long. The record is from the annotation of a GenBank genome assembly. NCBI's taxonomy places the organism in Eukaryota, Metazoa, Mollusca, Cephalopoda, Sepiida, Sepiidae.